UGCGAAUUGACGGAGCCUUAGGCUUUUUUAAAGAGCGUCACCCGGGACUCCUUUUGGUAAAGAAGGUCAGCAAAAUUUAGAAGAUCUUUUAUCACUCACUUGUAAGGUCGGAAACAGUUUAGUUAGCCGCGUCUAUUUCAGAAGCGUUUUGUAGGAAUUAACGUCGUUGAAUGUGAUAUGAGCGCAAUAAACAUGCUCCGUUUUAAACUGCUGGUAAUUAAUCUCCUCAUUGUCCUGAUCUCAUGGAUCUCAUUUGUCUCUCCUGAAAAAAAGAUUGUGGACAUUCAAACAGGUUAUGAUCCUGGCUCGUGUAGCAAGAAGAAACGUGGUUUGUUAAAAUUGAUAAAGGAUCGUUCUAACAAUGAUAAACUGUUAAUUUGCGCUGAACAAAAUGGAGUUAAUGCCUGGAAAACAACGGACGGUUCCAGUCCCUCUGGCGAAUAUUUCAAUCCCGGCUACGACUGCACGGAUAUUCUGAAUAAGAAUUUUGAGUCUCGAGAUGGAUUUUAUUGGAUAAAUUUGAAUCGAGGUGCUCCCAUGAGGGUCUAUUGUGACAUGACAACAGAUGGAGGAGGAUUUGCGCUGAUUGGUAAACUCAACAGUUCUGUAACAUGGAAAGUUCCAUCAAAAAACACAACAGUUGAUCCAUUUGGUGAAUCUCAGUGGUCCAGUGAUCUCGGUGACGCUCAAGUUCUUGAUUUCAGAAUACAAAUAUCAACCACGGAAAACUUAGCUAAUGCGAAUGCUCACUGGUCCUACAGACUGCGAAAUACACGUCCUCUUAAAAAUAUCAUGAUUGUUAAUCAGGGGGGUUGUGGAGCAACAUCACCAGGCAUUGGUGACAUCGCUUAUAUCAAAGAUCUCCGGACUGAGAAAAUUGUCGCGACAAAAUUUCGCUGCUCACAGUUUGGAACACAUCAACACUUUUUUCUAAAAAUUGGAUGGGCAAUGAUGAACGAAUGCUUCGAAAAACAAUGUCCCCAAGGUUUUGCUUUUCACCCAAAGUUUCCAAUUCAAACUGACUCGUCAGGGUCUUUCAGCUACAGUGUGGUGAGCGAAACAUCUGGAAUCAGUCGUAAUUCAACUGCAUUUAUCGGCUGUGAUAAAGGAGUGUGCUGCAGUUGUUUUAGUCCACCAGAUAGCAUAGACGAUCUCUGUGGCACCGAUUGUAAGGCAAAACCUGGCGCAACUUUGAUAAAGAAUGUUUAUUCAUGGUUCUGGGUGAGGACAUCUUCUCCAAAAAAAGUUUGGAACAAAUGCAUGGAUUAUAAAGUUUCUGAAACUAACGGAGACGAGGUCUGGUACAAGUUGGUUGGUCAAAACGUUGUCCCUAAGAGAGGUCGUUGUUCCACAAACGAGCCGCUUUUAAAUGACGGAAUUAUAGUUGUUCCUGAUAAUGGAAGUGUUAGUAAAAUUCCAGCCGUCUCAGGAAUAUUAAAAUUUCGAAAAGACAAUCAAAAACUUUAUGUAAGAUCAAAUGAAAGGUGGAAUGCGAUUGCAGAAGAGAAAAAGCUUAACUCCGCCAUUGCCACUCAAGUCAAUGCUGCCGUCGCUAAACUUACAUCACGUUUGGAUAAGUUGAAUCGGACAAUGGAAAUAAGAGCGAGGUCGAGUUGCGCUAGUUUGUAUCGAACCGGAGCAAGAAUCGACGGAGUCUACACAAUAGAUCCCGAUGGUAAAGGUUCGUUUCAAGUCAGGUGUGAUAUGAGCACAGACGGGGGUGGCUGGACCGUGUUUCAAAGAAGACAAGAUGGAAGUCAAGAUUUCUACCUUGGAUGGUCAGACUAUAAAACAGGCUUUGGUGAUCUUUACGGCGAGUUCUGGUUGGGCCUUGAUAAAAUACAUCGUUUGUCCAAUGGUCAAAAUGUUCUAAGAGUUGAUUUGAUGGAUUUCAAUGGCGCUGAACGUUACGCUAAAUAUGGAACGUUUAGUGUGGCUGAUGAAUCAGACAAAUACAGAUUGAAUAUUGGCAGUUAUUCAGGUAACGCAGGUGAUCCUCUUGAUUAUCACAAUCAAAUGCGGUUCACUACCAAGGAUCGUGACAAUGAUGCUGGUAGUGAUAAUUGUGCAACGAGCUACAAAGGAGCUUGGUGGUACAACUAUUGUCAUAUUUCUAACCUCAAUGGCCUGUACCUGACUGCAUUUCAGAAUAGUGCCACCGGAAUAAGAUGGAACACCUGGCACUAUGAUUCUAUGAAAAAGACAGAGAUGAAAAUUCGUCCAAACCAGUUCUAAGAAAAGGACCGGCUUUAGCAGGGACAUAAACAUUUGCCAAAUACAUACAGUGUGUUGAUUUUUUUAAUUGUAAACAGAAUAAUGCAUGGAAAUCAAUCUGUGAUUGUUUACUAUCAUUCUAGUCGCAAAAAAUACUCUAUUGGUAUAUAAUAACGGUACUAGAAAUACAUGCAUGCAGCAACCCCUCGCCAUUUUAAACGAAGCAAAAUAUUUCG
Dendronephthya gigantea is the source of this 2450-nucleotide messenger RNA. RefSeq lists its product as uncharacterized. The record is from RefSeq and is a predicted model, not a curated record. Bases 178 to 2235 code for a protein of 685 amino acids. The transcript is spliced from 15 exons. NCBI's taxonomy places the organism in Eukaryota, Metazoa, Cnidaria, Anthozoa, Malacalcyonacea, Nephtheidae.